CUCCCCAGCUGGGUGUAGUUGAUCAUUUCCUGCGUGCAGCAUGGACACCGUGCAGUUAAAGGAUUUAUUCACCGUCGCUCACUUUAUUAAAGCCAGAUGUGAUCACGGCCUGAAAGCCGGAGAACCUAAAUAUGCCAAAAAUUAUGUUUUUUUCGAGGUGGAGAUCCUGGACCCAAAAACCCGGACGCAGCUCUGCUACCUGGACAAGGUGGAUCCGAGUGCCACCAUCGGAGAAAUCAAGAUCCUGCUGCACAAAUUAUAUCCGAAGUGGUAUCCAGCAAGACAAGCUCUGAAACUCCAUCCUGAGGGAAAAGCUCUUCAAGAUGAAGAUGUUUUGGAGGAGCUGCCUGUGGGGACGACGGCCACCAUGUUCCUGCAGGACCUCGGGCCUCAGCUCGGCUGGACCAUGGUGUUUCUGUCAGAAAGCAUCGGGCCGCUUUUUAUUUAUCUGCUGUUUUACUAUCGGCUGCCGUUUAUCUACAGUCACGAGUACGACUACACACGAAGCUCACACACCGUCGUCAGACUGGCGUGUGUGUGUCACUCUCUGCACUAUAUAAAGCGAUUAGCGGAGACGAUAUUCAUCCAUCGAUUUUCACACGGAACUCUGCCGCUGCACACCAUCACACUGAAUUGUUUAUAUUAUUGGGGAUUUGCAGCGUGGUUAGCGUACUACAUCAACCAUCCUCUCUACACCACACCCAUGUACGGAAAAAUUCAGAUCUACACGUCACUCGUUACGUUUCUGAUCUGUGAGUGUGGAAACUUCUCCAUUCACCUCACGCUGAAUCGACUCAGGUGUAACGGAUCGAGGCCGAUGCAGAUUCCAUACCCGAGUAAAAACCCGUUCACGUGGCUCUUCUUCUUCGUCUCCUGUCCAAACUACACUUAUGAGUUGGGUUCAUGGAUCAGCUUCACGGUGAUGACGCAGUGUGUUCCAGUCGCCGUGUUCACACUGAUCGGGUUUGUACAGAUGACCAUCUGGGCUCGAGCAAAACACAAAACCUACACACAGGAGUUCGGGGAUUAUCCUGAACUCAGGAGCGCCAUCAUUCCACUCUUCCUCUAGUGAUUUGGGACACAGCCGUCACAGAACCCUUUUAUAACCUAAUUUAAUUUACAAAAUGUAAAAAAAAAACGAUGCAGGACGGAGAGAAAUAUUUACACGUAAAAUAUUAUAGUGCAUUAAGUGCAAAAUUCUGAAAAAAUCUCCGUCCCAAACCCAGAGUUCGUCCCUGCUUAGUGUUCUUACUGAAACAUUAACGCUAAAGAGACAAGAACUGAGAUCUAGUGUUACAGUAAACAAAAAACACACACCAGCUUAAUAAUGUCAUCUAAUAAACACCUGUAAUCUGCAGGAUCAGCUCGAACACUGCAGCGCUCUGGGCUUUAGUUGCUAGUGACAGGAUCUGGUUACAUCAUCUGCGUGUCUUAUUUCAUUUUAUUUUAUUUUAUUUUAUUUUCUCGAAGUGUUUUUCUCUAAUUACAGCGUUUGGGACACAACCUGACUUCACUGUGAUCUGAACUUUAAACCACCAAAAGAUGAAUGUUUGCUAAAAUGUAUUUAUAUAAACUGUAAUAUUGCAAUAAAAUUAAAUAUUUUCUACAAAGUUAAAUGUUUUCGGGAUCCUGUAACCAGCCGCUGAUCAUUUCAACCUCGAUGAGAAUCAGUUGGAAAAUAAAAAUACUGAUUGUU
This is a messenger RNA of Pangasianodon hypophthalmus (striped catfish), 1696 nucleotides long. It is a transcript of the gene tecrl2b, whose product is annotated as trans-2,3-enoyl-CoA reductase-like 2b. Gene Ontology annotation, biological process: very long-chain fatty acid biosynthetic process. Bases 41 to 1069 code for a protein of 342 amino acids. The record is from RefSeq and is a predicted model, not a curated record. NCBI's taxonomy places the organism in Eukaryota, Metazoa, Chordata, Actinopteri, Siluriformes, Pangasiidae. Gene Ontology annotation, molecular function: oxidoreductase activity, acting on the CH-CH group of donors. The transcript has 12 exons.